AGAAGACGGGGGCCAUGGCUGCGGUGGCGGGCGACGAGCCGGAGACGGUGGAGGUGACGCUGCGCGCCGUUGGUCCGACCCGGCCGACCACCAUCCGCCUCCCACCGCUUAUCUCGGUUGUUGAUUUGCGCCGCCGCGUUGCCCAGGACCGGCGUCUACCAGAAGACCGCCUCCGCCUGGUUCUGCGAGGGACCACUCUCCCGUGGGGAGACGACGACCGUGUAAAAUUUCGCGAUGGGGAUAGUCUUAUAGUGGCCGUGGCACCUAAACCACCUGCCAAACAUCUCCGAGAUGAGGAUGACGAUGAUGACGAUGACGAUGAAGAGGAACUGAAGUUCAAAAUACCACAAACAACAACCUGGUGGAAGAAAAGAAUUUUCAUAUUUCUUAGAGACAAACUGAGAUUUCCUGAUAUCUUGUUGAUGGCGCUGUUUUCUGUCACUAUGAAAGCAUGGAUUAUCAUCACAUUGUGGUUCCUAUUGGCACCUAUUGCUCGAAAGUAUGAGUUUGGACCUUUAUAUAUACUUGCGACAGGUUUCUUGAUUAUACUUCUUAAUCUUGGAAGGCGACAACAAGGUGAUGUUAGUGCAUACUCCAUAUUUAAUGAAGACUUCAGGGAGCUGCCAGGAACAUUUAACGCAGAGCGCAUAGAUAGAGACCUCCGGGCAGGUCAAUUGUAA
Messenger RNA from Lolium rigidum, 680 nucleotides. RefSeq lists its product as uncharacterized. Gene Ontology annotation, molecular function: protein binding. Bases 15 to 680 code for a protein of 221 amino acids. The record is from RefSeq and is a predicted model, not a curated record. Lineage: Eukaryota; Viridiplantae; Streptophyta; Magnoliopsida; Poales; Poaceae. The transcript has 7 exons.